GAGUCUGGUGGGCCGACAGUCAGCGGGAAGUGAAUUACAUUUAUAACCUUUUCAGGACUUUAAGUGGUAACAGAGUAUUUAACCGUCGUACUGUACUCCGUUAAAGGACCUGAACGCGUCCUCCAGCGCCAGACGGACUCUGACUGACCUUUGUUGGGUCUCCACAGCCGCUCCAGGCCGUGUCUCAUGAGUACGAUGCGAGCGAGCUCCGUGAACGACUCGUGAUGUUGAAGUUGCACAGCGGGCUGACCUCGAAGAACGAGUCCACAACACAGAGUCCACAACACAGAGUCCAACACAGAGUCCAACACAGAGUCCACAACACAGAGUCCAACACAGAGUCCACAACACAGAGUCCACAACACAGAGUCCAACACAGAGUCCACAACACAGAGUCCACAACACAGAGUCCACAACACAGAGUCCAACACAUAGUCCACAACACAGAGUCCAACACAGAGUCCACAACACAGAGUCCAACACAGAGUCCACAACACAGAGUCCACAACACAGAGUCCACCACAGAGUCCAACACAGGGUCCACAACACAGAGUCCACAACACAGAGUCCAACACAGAGUCCAACACAGAGUCCACAACACAGAGUCCAACACAGAGUCCACAACACAGAGUCCAACACAGAGUCCACAACACAGAGUCCACAACACAGAGUCCACAACACAGAGUCCAACACAGAGUCCACCACAGAGAGUCCAACACAGAGUCCACAACACAGAGUCCACAACACAGAGUCCACCACACAGAGUCCACAACACAGAGUCCACAACACAGAGUCCAACACAGAGUCCAACACAGAGUCCACAACACAGAGUCCACCACACAGAGUCCAACACAGAGUCCACAACACAGAGUCCAACACAGAGUCCAACACAGAGUCCACAACACAGAGUCCAACACAGAGUCCAACACAUAGUCCAACACAGAGUCCACAACACAGAGUCCACAACACAGAGUCCAACACAGAGUCCAACACAGAGUCCACAACACAGAGUCCACCACACAGAGUCCACAACACAGAGUCCUACACAGAGUCCACAACACAGAGUCCAACACAGAGUCCACAACACAGAGUCCACAACACAGAGUCCAACACAGAGUCCAACACAGAGUCCACCACAGAGUCCACAACACAGAGUCCAACACAGAGUCCACAACACAGAGUCCACAACACAGAGUCCACCACACAGAGUCCACAACACAGAGUCCACAACACAGAGUCCAACACAGAGUCCACCACACAGAGUCCAACACAGAGUCCAUAACACAGAGUCCAACACAGAGUCCACAACACAGAGUCCACAACACAGAGUCCACCACACAGAGUCCACAACACAGAGUCCACAACACAGAGUCCAACACAGAGUCCAACACAGAGUCCACAACACAGAGUCCACCACACAGAGUCCAACACAGAGUCCAACACAGAGUCCAACACAGAGUCCACAACACAGAGUCCAACACAGAGUCCAACACAGAGUCCAACACAGAGUCCACAACACAGAGUCCACAACACAGAGUCCAACACAGAGUCCAACACAGAGUCCACAACACAGAGUCCACCACACAGAGUCCACAACACAGAGUCCAACACAGAGUCCACAACACAGAGUCCAACACAGAGUCCACAACACAGAGUCCACAACACAGAGUCCACAACACAGAGUCCACAACACAGAGUCCAACACAGAGUCCACCACAGAGUCCACAACACAGAGUCCAACACAGAGUCCACAACACAGAGUCCACCACACAGAGUCCACAACACAGAGUCCACAACACAGAGUCCAACACAGAGUCCACCACACAGAGUCCAACACAGAGUCCACAACACAGAGUCCAACACAGAGUCCACAACACAGAGUCCACCACACAGAGUCCAACACAGAGUCCACAACACAGAGUCCAACACAGAGUCCAACACAGAGUCCAACACAGAGUCCACAACACAGAGUCCACAACACAGAGUCCAACACAGAGUCCACCACACAGAGUCCAACACAGAGUCCACAACACAGAGUCCAACACAGAGUCCACAACACAGAGUCCACCACACAGAGUCCAACACAGAGUCCACAACACAGAGUCCAACACAGAGUCCAACACAGAGUCCACAACACAGAGUCCACAACACAGAGUCCAACACAGAGUCCACAACACAGAGUCCACAACACAGAGUCCAACACAGAGUCCACAACACAGAGUCCACAACACAGAGUCCAACACAGAGUCCAACACAGAGUCCACAACACAGAGUCCACAACACAGAGUCCACAACACAGAGUCCAACACAGAGUCCAACACAGAGUCCACAACACAGAGUCCAACACAGAGUCCACAACACAGAGUCCACAACACAGAGUCCAACACAGAGUCCACAACACAGAGUCCACAACACAGAGUCCACAACACAGAGUCCACAACACAGAGUCCAACACAGAGUCCACAACACAGAGUCCACAACACAGAGUCCACAACACAGAGUCCACAACACAGAGUCCAACACAGAGUCCAACACAGAGUCCACCACACAGAGUCCAACACAGAGUCCACAACACAGAGUCCAACACAGAGUCCACAACACAGAGUCCACCACACAGAGUCCAACACAGAGUCCACAACACAGAGUCCAACACAGAGUCCAACACAGAGUCCACAACACAGAGUCCACAACACAGAGUCCAACACAGAGUCCACAACACAGAGUCCAACACAGAGUCCACAACACAGAGUCCACAACACAGAGUCCAACACAGAGUCCACAACACAGAGUCCACAACACAGAGUCCAACACAGAGUCCACAACACAGAGUCCACAACACAGAGUCCACCACAGAGUCCAACACAGAGUCCACCACAGAGUCCACAACACAGAGUCCAACACAGAGUCCACCACACAGAGUCCAACACAGAGUCCACAACACAGAGUCCACAACACAGAGUCCAACACAGAGUCCACAACACAGAGCCCACCACACAGAGUCCAACACAGAGUCCACAACAGAGUCCACAACACAGAGUCCAACACAGAGUCCACAACACAGAGCCCAACACAGAGUCCACAACACAGAGUCCACAACACAGAGUCCAACACAGAGUCCACAACACAGAGUCCAACACAGAGUCCACAACACAGAGUCCAACACAGAGUCCAACACAGAGUCCACAACACAGAGUCCACAACACAGAGUCCAACACAGAGUCCAACACAGAGUCCACAACACAGAGUCCACCACACAGAGUCCAACACAGAGUCCACAACAGAGUCCACAACACAGAGUCCACAACACAGAGCCCAACACACAGAGUCCAACACAGAGUCCACAACAGAGUCCACAACACAGAGUCCAACACAGAGUCCACAACACAGAGUCCACAACACAGAGUCCAACACAGAGUCCAAAGUCAAAGCUAACAUUAAUGCUAAGCUAGUGGUUAUAUUAGUAACCAACAAUUAUCCCGAUAAUAAAUAUUUACCGUACGAUAUUGUUAAAGUUAUUUUAUCGUCUCAGAGGAGAAAAACAUCUUUAACAUUAU
Molecule: messenger RNA, 3554 nt
Organism: Dicentrarchus labrax (European seabass)
Lineage: Eukaryota; Metazoa; Chordata; Actinopteri; Moronidae
Product: mucin-2-like
Exons: 2
Coding region: 225-3449 (1074 amino acids)
Source: RefSeq, a predicted model, not a curated record